CGUUGUCAGUGUGAGUUGAUUAGCAUGUGUAGCAUAGCCGCGUUUCUGAGCCCACAGCCGUUCAAACUGCUACUCUCUCCCCUCCGUCCACACUCGCUCAGGAAAAGCACCUCUCUCCCGUUUCCAGACACAUUCUUUGCCUUUUUUCGUGCUUUUUAGCGACAUUUUAUUAGUCUUGCGUUUGUCUUCAGGCGGCGUCCUUCGCUUUUUACUGUAAGUUACUCAUCUAAACUGUGAGAGGCGGCGACGUCGUCCGUUUAACUUUGGACUUUGUGGGAAACGGCUGGACGGAGGCUUCGAGGAAAGAAGAUUCACUCUGACAGAAGACGAAGAAACCAUUUUUGGGACUCUUUUAACGUAUAAGUCACUUCUUCAUAUCAUCCCCGAGUCCUCACAGGGAUGCUGAUGAUAUCCGUCUUCAUGCGGGGCCACCGUGAAGGCAUCUGUGACUGAACCGAGUCGGGCUCCGGUUUAGCUCGUUAGCAAGCCCGAAAGAACCGUUUUUUUUCUUGAAGUUUACAACUAAAACUGUUUCUGUGUGUUUUCUAAGCCAAGCGAACAAGAUGUGGAGAGCAGUAAGACGCCGCGGAAAGCUUUCCCGAGAAGAAGAGGCGUUAAGUAGCGGGCUAAUCACCAAACUGGGGGGAAAUGUGGACGAGGUUCUCUUCUUCCAAGUGACAAGCUGAUUUAUAGAGCAAGCGAGAGAGAGAGAGAGAGAGAGAGAGAGAGAGAGAGAGAGCACAAGAGAGAACGAGAGAACUCCUCCAAAGAUAAGAGUGAGACUGGCAGAGACGGCGGGCUGGUGACACCAUGAGCUGGAGCUUCCUAACACGACUGCUGGAGGAGAUCCACAAUCAUUCCACCUUUGUGGGCAAGAUCUGGCUAACUGUGCUCAUCGUCUUCCGCAUUGUUUUGACAGCCGUGGGUGGAGAGUCCAUUUAUUAUGACGAACAGAGUAAAUUUGUAUGUAACACGGCCCAACCGGGCUGCGAGAACGUCUGUUACGACACGUUCGCGCCACUAUCGCAUGUCCGUUUCUGGGUCUUCCAGAUCAUACUGGUGGCUACCCCUUCGCUGAUGUACCUCGGCUACGCUGUCAACAAGAUUGCUCGGUUAGAGGAGGGUAAGGAGAGUGUGAUUGCGUCUCAGUGCAAGAAUCGCAAGCUGUACCCCAGGAGACGGCAACACCGUGGUUUAGAGGAGGUGGAAGAGGACCAGCAAGAAGAUCCCAUGAUAUACGAAGCUGCUGAGGUUGAAAGCCGGAGUGACGGUGCCCCCCAAGGCUGUGGAGGACCAAAUGCUGGAGGAACCAUCGGUAAGACACGGCAUGAUGGGCGGCAGCGGAUUCAAAGAGAUGGCUUGAUGAGAGUGUAUGUGCUUCAACUUUUUGCCCGUUCUGCCUUGGAAGUGGGCUUUCUUGUUGGCCAGUAUGCCCUCUAUGGCUUUGCAAUGCCAGCACGCUAUGUGUGUUCCGUCACACCUUGUCCGCAAAAGGUAGACUGCUUUGUUUCACGGCCAACUGAGAAGACCAUCUUCUUGCUCAUCAUGUAUGGAGUCACGGUGUUGUGCCUGUUGCUCAACAUUUGGGAGAUGCUCCACCUAGGAGUGGGAACCAUGUUGGACCUCGUUUUCUCUCGAAGGGUCUCCGGCCAGGAUGAGGAUGAGUGCCAGCUAACGCCGCUUACCGGUCCACCUGGGAUGCCUGUCAGUGAGGCUGGAGGAGGCAGUGCAGGAUACGGGAGCUACCCUUUUUCCUGGAAUUCAGUGCCCCCUUCAGCACCACCGGGGUACAACAUCUUAAUGAAGCCUGAAUCCAUACCUUUCACUGAGCUAAGCAGCAAUGCUAAGAUGGCCUGCAAGCAGAACCGUGCCAAUAUUGCCCAAGAAGAGGAGCUACGGGGCCAGUACGGCAGCACCGAGAAGAAUUUCCUCCAGAGCAGCAGCAGCAGCGCGCUCCACCGGGAAAUCCAGCAGGCUCAGGAGAGGUUAGAGGCGGCCAUGCUGGCCUACGGUCAACAGCAGCAGAGCCAAUGCAGACAUGCUAGCAAGCUGCAAGGCAAUCGCAAACAGCAGGACCGCUCAAAAAGCAAGCGAGGAGGAAGCCGAGGGGACCUAAGGAGCAGCAGUAGUGGCAGGUCGGAUGAGGUGAAACCGUCAGUGUGGAUUUGAUGCACGUCUUCCAGUAUCCAUUACAACAUUUAAAUGUGUAGUUCAGCCAGAAAUAAAACAGUUUUCCCCUUAUCCCACAUGUAGUCAAUCAGCCAAGGCUGACCGACUACAUUGAGGGUAAUACAGAUUGCGUAUAUAUGACUUUCGUGCUGAACAGAACUUCAAGCCUGUUUGACAAGCAAAGAGCCUGUUGGAUGACUUUGACCUCUGGAAAAUAUAAGCUAUGUCACUGAAGAGGGCAAGGUGGACGGUCAGUCACAGUGAGAUCAAAACCUCUCAUUGUUGAGGACUAAGCAAGAAAAACCAGCCUUAUUGCGAGGAUUUGAUAGUUACCUUCAAAGAUACAUGCCUAAUCACACAUGAUGCUUUCCAUGCACAAUCAAUAAGCUGUAUUUACCACACUAGUUGUGGGUACUGCUAGCGUCAGUGGCAAUAAAUCUGUAUCCACAGGGUCUCAUAGACCAAGUAGCCAUUGGCCUUUUUCAAUUGUUUUGCCAUUUUGAGCAAAGGUUGUUAUUAUUCCUGUGGAACCCACCAACUACCAAAGGGAACUGAAAGAAGAAAGUUUUUACUUUUGGACAUGGGUUAUCACUCUUCGGCUGUGUUUGUUGGAGAGCGGCUUUGGCUCCUCAGGCUGUAUUAGAAGGUUGUUUUUCUUUAAUCUUGAGCCCAAUCACGAAAAAGGAGAAAAAAGGGACAGCGUUGGGUAAAAUCUGCUCUCCUCAUCAAAAAUUUGGUGCUACAAUUACAAGAAGUGCCUUUAACCCCUGCGUUUGGACAGUACAGCCAUUCUAGCUACAACCUUAACUGUGAUUUUUGUUGGUUUUACGACUGUGUCCACAAGCGAUCCUCAGCAUGUCAUUACUCCUUUCACUGUGAAACAGGGACAGUGAAAGCUGUUAAAAUGCAUAUCUUGAUUUUCGAGAAAGGACAUUUUUCUGUUCUACAUUUUAGAGUCUGAUUUAAGGAAUUUGUUAAGCAGUUGUUUGUGGUUCCAGUUUCUUGUUAUCUUCCUCUGUGCUGUUGUUGCCCCCAAGUGGUCAACAACACAAGCACCACUGGACCUAUAAAACGUACUGUAUAGCUUUUCUUGUGCAUCACUGGAUGCAUUUCUACCUGGCAAAUAUAGCAAAUUAUAAACGACCUACAGUAAGCUAAAUCGUUGUGUUAUCAUAAGCUAUGUAAGUUUAUACAUGCGGUUCGUACAUAAGCUAUCUGGUGUCUACUGAGUGUUUCAAAGUCUGUUCACCAGCAGUUACAAGUGUUCCAGUAUGUUUACGAAGGUUUUACAUUCAGAUUCUUUACAAAUGUACAGUCGUUUUGUCAACAUUAUUAAGCGAAAUCCACAAUCAGGGAUUUCAGAGCAGUGUUGAAGCUCCAUCACUGAAUUUUGCCAAGGAAAACUGAGCUCUGAACGAGGCGGUAGCCCGUAGUAAAAAGAACGGUUUGCUUUUUUUUCGUCACUGUUGCAUAAAGACCUCCAUUUUUUUUCUUUUUGGCAUAAUUUAAAAUCUACAGUUACCCUUUGCAUUGUAUUAACACUUCACGAAGAACAGAGCAAUAGAAAUGUGUUUCAUUUGAGGUUUUUCCCUCUCCUGUAAAAUUAGCGUUUCGUAGAUACGAGAUUUUGUCUCCGACAGUGACGAUACUGUAUAUAGUGCAAUCAGAGCCCAUCUAAAUUCAUCUCGGAGCUCAAACUUCAGAUUAAGAUAUCUAAAAAUGAAAGGAUGCACAGUUAUAUCGGCAUCGGACGUAUUUGAUUUGACAUUUUAAAUCGAAACUUGAUGACUCUUAAAGGUGGGCAAUAUGAGGACAUUUUAUCAUUAUUGUGAUCACAGUAUGCUUAUUUGUGCAUAUUGUGGAUAUCAUUAGUACUUCAGAAACACUGAGCAGCUGCACAAAGAGGGCAAAAGUUAACACCUGUUUAACUGAAUCUAGUGCAGCACACGAAAUGUAUUAUUGAAACCUGAUCAAUAACUAGAAAAACAGUUAAUCAAGUUUUUGAGUGUUUCUGAUGUGAGACUAGUUUUUUUUUUGUUCCAGUUUAUCAAACUUAGUGUCACGUAUCAUGAAAAGGUCUUCCAGUAUCAGUAUCGUGAUAUUUUUAAAAUAUUGCCCACCUGUGAUGACACUCUUAUAAGUACCCCUUUCCAAAUAAACGCCACGUUUCUCAGUAUUGCGACUCCAAGUAGAUGAAGUUUCCAUAUAUACCAAAAAUGGCAUCAGCAGAUGUGCAAAAGAUUUAGGCGCCUGAGAACAUUGUUUAAAACGGUUUAUCUGGACAGUAACUGUGUUUUUUAUACUUAAAGACACCAUAUAAUAUUAGAAUGCAAACAAACCGUAACUUAGUAAAAAGUAACAAGAUUUCCUUGCUUUCAAAAGUUUGUAUGACGUUAGAGUCGAUAUGCUUUGCGCUGCAUGAGUCGAUGCCCCGAGGAACUAAUUUAGCAGUGAUUCACCAAACCAGGGACCGAAUGCUGCCUACAGAUAUCCCUGAGCUUCUCUAAGGAGAAGAUUGGAAAGCAUUAAACCGACACGUUGACACAAAAUACAUCAAAUCAAUACUUACUGUAUUAAUAUUAUUCUUGUUUAUUCUAAUAUUAAUGUUUCCUGAGUAAAAAAGAAAGAUAACAUUUUAAAAACACGACUUUCUCAGGUGCCUGAGUCUUUUACAGAGGGAACACACCUCUGCACACCUUAAUGCACAGUUAGUGUUUAUUUGCUGAAGUUAAAAAAGUUAUAAAACGUUUAUGCAAACUAAAUUGAUCAAAAAAUAGAAAUUGUGCACCAAAGUUUGCAGAGCAACACUUACCCUGGAAACAUUAGGCUACAUGACACCUACAAAAGGUUGUCAUGACAACUGAGAUAACCCUAUGUAACUGUUCAUUAAGGCUUAUUACAACAGACAUCAUCUGUCAUAAAGGCUACUUUAGUUGACUUUGAUCAAAAUUGGCCAGCUUAACCUUUAUAGCAAAUGACGCGUAUUGGAGAAAACAUUUAUAAACAGUUAUGUAGGGUUAUGUCAGUUGUCAUGACAGCUUAUGUAGGUGUUAUGUAGCCUACAGUAAAGUGUUACCAUUUACAGAAAAGUGACAUUUAAGUGUCUUCCCUGUAGAGGCGUUAACUUAUUUUCAGGUAGAAAAUCAGUAAAAAAUGUAUUUCGCCCAACGACUGUAUGUGAAAAAUGCUGGAUAACGACCCAGAAUUCCGAUAUCUGUGCAUCCUUCCUAAAACAGUGUGAUAAAACUUGAAUUUGACACAAACAAAUGCCUCCUUAAAAUGCCUCCUUAAAAAUUGGGCAGUAUGGCUGGUGUGUGUUCAAGCCUUGCACUUGUUCAAGGCUCAGAUUCCAGGCCCCAGUUGUGUACAGAUGUUUUCUGGGUUUGUUACUCUGUCAGAUUCGCUCAGAUUCAGUCCUUUGCGUUUGCCAGUCUGGCAGUAUGAAACUGGAUUUGGCGUCGGCUUGAAUUUUUCCUUUUUCCUUUUUUUUUUUGGAGAGAGAGUUGGGACGGUUUUAUAUUCUGAAGGUUUAAAAUGCAUGAUGUGCAUUGCUUUUAAGAGGAAAAGACAAUAAAUAUGCAGUUUUGAUUUACCCUUGAA
Molecule: messenger RNA, 5769 nt
Organism: Pygocentrus nattereri (red-bellied piranha)
Lineage: Eukaryota; Metazoa; Chordata; Actinopteri; Characiformes; Serrasalmidae
Product: gap junction gamma-1 protein-like
Exons: 3
Coding region: 811-2169 (452 amino acids)
Biological process (GO): cell communication
Cellular component (GO): connexin complex
Source: RefSeq, a predicted model, not a curated record